This is a messenger RNA of Otolemur garnettii (small-eared galago), 495 nucleotides long. RefSeq names its product arginine vasopressin (gene AVP). The record is from RefSeq and is a predicted model, not a curated record. NCBI's taxonomy places the organism in Eukaryota, Metazoa, Chordata, Mammalia, Primates, Galagidae. Gene Ontology annotation, cellular component: secretory granule; extracellular region. The transcript has 3 exons. The coding region runs from base 1 to 495 and encodes 164 amino acids. Gene Ontology annotation, molecular function: neurohypophyseal hormone activity.
AUGCCUGACGCCACGCUGCCCGCCUGCUUCCUCAGCCUGCUGGCCUUGUCCUCCGCCUGCUACUUCCAGAAUUGCCCAAGGGGUGGCAAGAGGGCCUUGCCUGAUGUGGAGCUGAGACAGUGCCUCCCCUGCGGCCACGAGGACAACGGGCGCUGCUUCGGGCCCAGCAUCUGCUGCUUGGACGAGGUGGGCUGCUUCAUGGGCACCACUGAGGCGCUGCGCUGCCAGGAGGAGAACUACCUGUCGUCACCCUGCCAGUCCGGCCAUAAGCCCUGCGGGAAUGAGGGCCGCUGUUCCUCCGCGGGCUUCUGCUGCGAUCGUCAGAGCUGCACGGUGGCUCCUGAGUGCCGAGAGGGCUCUCACCGCCACGCCCGCGCCAGCGACCGGAGCAACGCCACGCAGCUGGACGGGCCCGCCGGGGCCUUGCUGCAGCGGCUGGUGCAACUGGCACGAGCUCCCGAGCCCGCUGAGUUGGCGCUGCCUGGCGGCUACUGA